Corticium candelabrum is the source of this 1264-nucleotide messenger RNA. RefSeq lists its product as uncharacterized. Lineage: Eukaryota; Metazoa; Porifera; Homoscleromorpha; Homosclerophorida; Plakinidae. The transcript has a single exon. Bases 18 to 806 code for a protein of 262 amino acids. The record is from RefSeq and is a predicted model, not a curated record.
UAGCUGUGACUAGUGACAUGGGAUCUGCAAACCGAGCACUGUGGAGAAGCUUUGGCCUCAUUACUGGAAGACACUGCAAUACUGUUAGCAAAGUAGUACAUUCUCAAAGUCCAACCAAAUGGUUAUAUUUUCUCACUGAUGUUCCUCACCUAAUAAAGAAUCUUAAGGCAGCUUUGGUUAGUGGCAAAGUCAUCACUCUACCUGAUGAUGUUGUUAAAGCAAACAACUUGAACUGUAGUUUUGUGUCCAUUACAGCUGUAAAAGAUCUAGUAGACUUUGAGAACCAUCAUGAUUUAAAAUUAGCACCAAAGCUAACUAACGCCACUAUUUCUCCAUCACAUUUUGAGAAAAUAAAAGUAUCACAUGCACUGCAUCUGUUUAGUAAGUCAGUGAGAUCUGAACUUCAAUACCUUGUGAAAGAAGAAGGCCGAGGAAACGAAUAUCUUUCUACUGCUUGGUUUCUGGAUGUGUUUAACCGGUGGUUUGAUUUCAUGACAAGCAGGUACCCUGCAGUUGCACUAAGCAGAUUGAAUUGUGAUAAAUAUGAAGAAGCUCUAAUAUUUCUUACGUCUAUUAUCAACUUAGUACAGAGCAUGAAAAUUGGAGAUAAAAAUGACUGGAAACCCGUGCAAGCAGGGAUUAUAAUGUCUACAAACAGUGUUCUUGGUAUCCAAGAGGAGUUACUUUCAAUGGGAUACAAGUUCCUUUUGACAAGCCGUCUUACUCAAGAUUGCCUUGAAAAUCCUUUUAGUUUGGUCAGGCUAAAAAUCCUAUUCCUUCACCACAGGCAUUUAAAUACGCAUUAAAAGUCAUUUGCAUUGCACAGUUCUUGAAACAACCUCAUGCAUAUCAAGGAAACUACCAAGAAGAUGAUAGAGACAUAGCAAUUGACUUUCUUGACCAGCCAUUGAAGCUAGCAAGCACUGAACUGGAUCUGAAAGAUUUAGAAGUGGAAAUAUCAGAAGCAAAUUGCAUAGAUGACAUUCAGAAGGCUGAGUUGAACAGCUUAUAUUACCUUGUAGGAUACUGCCUACACAGCAUAAAGAAAAAUGAAGAAAUCUGCACAGGUUGUUUUGUGGAAGUGACCAGCUGUGAUCUAAGUGAUCAAGACUCAGCAACGUUCACUAUUCUAAAAGAGUAUAAGCAAGGAUGCCUUACUCAGGUAUCAGAGAAAGCAUUCUCUAUGAUGCUCAAAGUAGAAGUCAUGCUAAGAAACUUCGAUGAAUCAGUGUUGAUGACAUCAAAAAAUGUGAAAAGAUUAUUG